Messenger RNA from Magnolia sinica, 366 nucleotides. RefSeq lists its product as uncharacterized. The record is from RefSeq and is a predicted model, not a curated record. Lineage: Eukaryota; Viridiplantae; Streptophyta; Magnoliopsida; Magnoliales; Magnoliaceae. The coding region runs from base 1 to 366 and encodes 121 amino acids. The transcript has 2 exons.
AUGGGUGAAAAUAAGAAUAGGGAUGGCAGGGAGAGGCCGGACGUGUAUUUGCGUGGAGAAGAAGGGGGAGAUAAAGAGAGUGUUGAUGAGGGAAAGGGAGAAGAAGGGGGAGAGGAAGAUAGUGGCAAUGAGGGAGAGGGAGAGGGAGCGAAAUUGCAACUGACUGUGGAGUCGAGGGAGGAUAGGGAGGAGCUGGAGGCAGAGAGGAUUCGGUUGGAGAGAGAUAGGGAAGAGUUGAAGCGUCAGGAAUGCACGCUAAAAGAGAGAAGAAUCGAUAGAGAGGGAGAGAGAAGUAGUACGCAAGGAGGUGGAACUAAUGCUAAAAGUGAUGGAAGCCUUGAGGUUACAGAAGAAAGAGUUGAAUGA